AUGGCAACUCCCUCCGCAUCGCCGAAAUGGACCGACAACGUUUCCUCAAUAGCAGCUCGCAUCUUGUUCCUUCUCAUCAUCUUUCAGAUCCCUCUUUUCAGGGUGAGUUGCAGAUCUGGCAUGUGUACAAACCCUUUGCAUGUGACGUCGUCGCAGUUAAUUGCAAGUGAGAUCUUUCCUGUUGUUGUUGUGAAGGGCCUCUUGUACCCAGGGGCUGCAGUGAACGGCCUCCUGCACAACAUGACUGUUCCAAGUUGGGAUAGUUUGUUGGACUUGUAUAAUUUGACCAGUGUGAAGGAAGCUUCUGCAGUAACUGAUCUUCAGCGAUUGGAGGUUCUUGCAGGAAGCUACUUUUCAGUGGCAGGAGCACUUUUGGGUGUUCUGAAACCCGGAAGAAUGAGCAUGUUUGGGAACCUUCUUAUAAUUUGGGGACUGGUCAAAGAAGGGAUUUUAGGAAAACCUGUAAAUUCUGAUCCUUCAAAAGCUGUGUACGUCUACCCAACAAUGGUGAUCGCUGUGAUAUGUGCUUUCUCGUCCGUGAAGUAUGAUGUGAAGAAGGCUGUUAGGUCAGCCCCUGUUAGGUCCUCUGCUAGACCACUUCAGAGCUCAUCCAAGUCUAAGCUAAAAUAG
Messenger RNA from Sphenostylis stenocarpa, 630 nucleotides. The record is from the annotation of a GenBank genome assembly. Lineage: Eukaryota; Viridiplantae; Streptophyta; Magnoliopsida; Fabales; Fabaceae.